GCCGAAGUUGUCCGAAGGUAAACAGCCAAAAAUUCAUUUCGGGCCCGGUAGUUAUGGUUAGAUAACUAUUUUAAUUGAAAGAGAUGAUAAAACGUAAUUACCAUAACCUGAUUAUUACAAUAAGCGGCUGGUAGGGCUGAAGCUAUGACAGUUGUGAAAACUGCCAUGUCAAGUGGUGAUCCAGCACCAUUUUCACCAGGAGACUCAACUGUCUCAUCUGUAACAACAUGUGCACUGGGAGUAGAAGGUCCAGACCCACCUACACUGAAGAUGGUGGAUGGUCAAGAAUGCAUGGAUGCUACCAGUAUCACUGCCUCAGAAGUGUUGGAAAAUGGACUGUGUGCUGAGUUUCAUCCUGUGGGAGUGCAGCAACAAGUCAAGAUGCGCAAUAAUGGCUCUGAUGUAGCAAUUGUAGAAGGGCUGGUGGAAGGUUCUAAUCACUCAGGGACUUUAGCUUUAGCAGUGACAACUGAGCAUGGCAACAAGUCAUCAGUGAAGGGGGUAGCUGUCUCUGAUGUUGUGGCACAAACAGCUUGGGUUCCUGCUAAACUGAAGAUGGCGGAAGAUGGCGGUCCGCCGACUGAGGCUGGUCCCUCCCUGACUACGGUGGCCACACUGACACAGCAUGUGGAUGCUGAACAGCAGCCAACGGCCCCUGAGGCUAAUUCGGCACCUUUGGCAGCUUCAGCUGCAGUGUCAGCUGCCAGGGAGCAGUCGGAUGCCGCUCCGUCCUGCGCGGGACCCGGGCUGACUAGCGCUGACGGUACCUGUGGACGCGCGGCAGCAUCCGAUCCGGUCAAAGAGCGCUCCCCAUCCGCGGUCGGACCCCCGUCCGAUCCAUCGGCGACAGUAAGCGCCACAGCCGCUCCGGGAGGGACCGGACAAACCGUGGCAGAGACGACGGAGGGCUCGGAAGGCCUGAGAGGGACCGGGCAGUCGGUGGCAGAGAGUAGCGAGGGGUCGGAGGGCCUGACUGUCACCUGUGACCCGGCAGCGUGCAGCCUCAGCUCCGCAGCCGCACCCGGCACGGACACGCCAUCCGCAGAGGGGAACGGCGCUGCACCUUCAGCCGACAGUGCGGACGCGGCUCGGAGCGGCGGAGAGGGCGCCGUCACCGUCCCGCCGCCGGACGGAUCCGAGUCGGAGCUGCUGGCCAUCGGCACCGUGCUGGUCUCGGGCGAGCGACUGGUGUUCGCCUGCGCCGUGUGCUCGGAGGCGUUCACCUCGGCCGGUCGGCUGCGCUCCCACCACGGUCGGCAGCACGGACCGCCGCCGGAGCCCCGGGCCAGUCCGCCGCCGCCGGCCGAGGUCACCGUCGGCCGGCGCCGCCGCCGGCGGACCCGGUUCGUCACGACGGCGGCGACGGAGGAUGAGGACUCUCCCGAGGAAUACCCGGUGAUGGACGAGGAGGACAUGGCGGAGGGAGCGCGGCGCACCCGCCCGAGCCGUGGCCCCUCCACGUCCGGGGUGACGUCACUCAAGUGCGGCCUGUGCGGGAAGGUGCUCUCCAGCGCCACCAAACUGGCCGUCCACCAGAGGAUGCACUCCGGCGAGCGGCCGCACAUCUGCACCUACUGCCCGAAACGCUGCAACGACCUCGGCAAUCUGCGCAAGCACGAGCAGCUGCACUUCAAGGAACGGCCGUUCCGCUGUGACACGUGCACCAUCACCUUCUGGACGGCGAUUCGACAGCGCGCGCACCGCUGUAAAUUGGCGCGGUCCCAGGAGAACUCGGACGAGGCUGGCGAUAGUAUGGACAUGACUGAGGCCGGGCAGAGCACGAGUACUGAGAUUCCUGCUGAGUCCAAGGAGACGAUGAUACUGGACAGUGAAAAUAUUCCGAUGGAGCUGAGCGGGUCGGGCCUGCCGGCACUGGCUGCCGCCGCAGAGCUGGCGGCGGCGCGGCCGCCCCGCGAGCCGUCACCGAAGCGCGAGCCGAACGCCAACUCUGGCCAGGCGCCGGUGGUGCCUGUGGACUGUGACGUGUGCGGCCGCCAGCUGCGCUCCGUCUCCGGCUGGCAGCGCCACCGGCGGCUGCACGCCGGCGUCCGACCGUACCUGUGCCGCUUCUGCGACAAAACCUGCAACGACAGCGGCAACAUGCGCAAACACGAGGCCGGCCACUUCAAGGAGCGGCCGUACCGCUGUGACACGUGCUGCAUCACCUUCGUCAACACGUGGCGGCUCGGCAUGCACCAGUGCAAGCUGCGCGCGGACGGCGGGCCGCCGACGGAGGGCAGCGCCCCGUCGCCGACCAUGUCGUCGGCCGCUGCGGAGGUGGAGGUGGAGGCGGUGCUGGAGAGCCGGCCGGCGCUGCCGGUGCCGCCCCCGCGCGGCCGCCACGCACCUCCCCCGCAGCUGGACGCGCGCGGCCGCCGCCGAGACCACGUCUGUCCCGUCUGCAGCAAGGCGAUGCUCUCGUACGCCAGUCUGGAGAUGCACUACCGCACGCACACCGGAGAGAAACCCUAUCAGUGCGACGAGUGUGGCAAGCGGUUCAGCAUCCAGGGCAACCUGGUGGUGCACGCGCGCAUUCACACCGGAGAGCGGCCGUUCCAGUGUGACGAGUGCGGUAAGAUGUUCAUGUACCAGAGCCACCUGAAGGUACACAAACGGGGCCACAGCGGUGCACGCCCCUUUCGCUGCCAGUUUUGCCAAAAGGGAUUCGCUGCGUCAAGCUCCAAGCGAGUCCACGAGCAAACAGUACAUUCCAAUGAGCGUAAGUUUAUCUGCGAGGCGUGCGGCGCCACCUUCAAGGAAAAGAAACAUCUGAAACGGCACGGAUGGAGGAAGCAUCAGAUCGGCGAGGAGCCUGUUCUGUAGCCAGCCCGUUGGCCAGUUGCCUUGACAACGGGCGGGCAAAAGCCGGUGCCGUUGAUUCCCUUGCGCCAGUUUGGUUUCACUGUUUCUUUUGCCUGCUGUAACUUGUUUCUUUUGCCUGCUGUAGCAUAAUAACGUGUCAGCGUUCACUCAGUUACCUACAUUAUUUAGUUGUCGUAUGUGCUCGUGGUACGACGCUUGUUUGUCUGUUCAGGUUUUCGUUGCCGGUUGUGAGUGUGACGAGCCGUGGUGGCUGGUGGUGUAUCGACUUGUGGCGCGGACUGAAUCUAUCAUAUCGUUUGUUUGUGCUGUAGAUGAAGCCAGUUCAGAUGCAAUAGUACGCCUCAAUCAUGUAUUUGAUAUAGAAAAACGAUAAAUAUACCUACUUGAUAGUAGUUAAUCCAGA
This is a messenger RNA of Amphibalanus amphitrite, 3226 nucleotides long. RefSeq names its product zinc finger protein 841-like. The transcript has 3 exons. Bases 145 to 2823 code for a protein of 892 amino acids. Lineage: Eukaryota; Metazoa; Arthropoda; Thecostraca; Balanomorpha; Balanidae. The record is from RefSeq and is a predicted model, not a curated record.